Sitodiplosis mosellana (orange wheat blossom midge) is the source of this 516-nucleotide messenger RNA. RefSeq names its product 39S ribosomal protein L34, mitochondrial (gene mRpL34). Gene Ontology annotation, cellular component: ribosome; mitochondrial large ribosomal subunit. The transcript is spliced from 2 exons. Lineage: Eukaryota; Metazoa; Arthropoda; Insecta; Diptera; Cecidomyiidae. Gene Ontology annotation, molecular function: structural constituent of ribosome. The record is from RefSeq and is a predicted model, not a curated record. The coding region runs from base 114 to 413 and encodes 99 amino acids. Gene Ontology annotation, biological process: translation.
GCAUUGCUGUCAGUGCUAACACUGUAAAUGUCAUAAGUUGACAUAACCUCAAAAUCGAAUGCUAUCAAAAAAAUUGUGCUCAGUGAAGCAAUUUUCGGAAAUUUUGUUUUGAAAUGGCAUUGAACCUAGUAUCGAGGCUAUUUUCAAAUGUGCGUGCAUUUGCAUCGCCGAUUGAAAGUAUACAAUCAAUUGCUCGUUUCCAUUCGAUGGUGCCAGGAACAUCAACACAACCAGCGGCUGGUGGAGCAUGGAGUUUAAUAUCGGUGCGCACGAAUAUUCGAAAUCAUUUCCCACGACCUCGCGAAUCUAAGCGUGUACUCACCCAUGGUUUUCACAAGAGAAUGUCUACUCGUGGCGGCCGAUUGAUUCUUAUGCGACGCAUUCUGAAGGGCAAACACGUUCUAUCGCAUUAAACUCAAGCAUAUUUAGAAAAUUCAAUCCAAGUCACUGUUAGUUUUCUUUUGCUGUAUAAAUAAAUUUAGUUUGAUGAAUAAAAGUGAGAAGUAUGAAGUUUCA